Molecule: messenger RNA, 6472 nt
Organism: Phascolarctos cinereus (koala)
Lineage: Eukaryota; Metazoa; Chordata; Mammalia; Diprotodontia; Phascolarctidae
Biological process (GO): negative regulation of transcription by RNA polymerase II
Cellular component (GO): nucleus
Molecular function (GO): transcription corepressor activity
Source: RefSeq, a predicted model, not a curated record
CACCAAUAAAGUUCCAAAGAUCUUGGUAUUUGGCAACUUCCAGGUUCAUCUGGGGUUUGGGAGACAGUCAUCGCUAUGAGAACACAGCAGAAAAAUCCAUUCCUGCGUCCUUUUGCGGAGCUCUGGAGACACUCCACCUGCUCUCUCCCUCAAACAACAAACAGAUCUCUGGUGUUUGAGCCAAAAUGUGCUACCUUUAUAGCAUUUCCUAGUUCCAGUUGCAAGAAGCUCCUCUCGACCCUUUAAAAAAAAAAGAAUAAAAGAAGAGAAAUGACAAACAACACUUUCGCAAAGCAUUCCGGGAGAGGUAGUCCCGAGACGAUGGGAUUCGAAAGGGAGGUCCAGCGCGCCAGAAUCCAAUUCCUAUAUGCCUAGCACCAGGGGCCGCUGCCCGGAUGUGGAAGGGGCAGUCGCCAUCUUGAGAGAGAGCCGAGACGCUGCCGGCUGUGGACCGAGCCCCAGGGGCUCAUCCGCGGCCGCCAGCUUUGAGAACCGAGACCUCCCGGGCUGGUUUUUCUCUUUUCUCACAGAUGCCUUAUUGUGAAAAUUAAGCUAAUCUUUGGGACAUGGUAAAAAAAAAACCUAGGAAGUGAAACAUGCAAUAAAAAACUGAAAUCAACAGAAGAGGCUUAUACUAAUAUUCCAUGAUGGUGGUAACCAUUUUCACACAUCCUAAGAGAAAACAGAGAACAACAGGAUACCUUUAUCCAUCUUUGAUGACAAAGAAAAUGGAAAAACUCAGGAGAGCAAGACUGAAACUACAAUUUUGUUGAAACCUUUGGGGAAUGUAAUCUCUCAUAGUAGGCCAGAUAUCAUUGAAUCAUUUCAUUCAAAAGGCCUACAGCAUGCAGAUCCUACAUCCAUGAAUAUCAGUGUGGUAUCUAGAAAUAACUGUACUUAUGUCUCUGGAAAUAUUAAAAAAAUUAGAAUGGAAGGAAAUCUCAAGGUAGCUAUCCCAGUUAGUGGAGAGGAAGUGGAAUAUAGCACAAGCAAAGCAUUCAUAGGGCCUAUUUACAAAAGUCCUGAGGAAAAUAAACGAGACAAAAGAAAACAUCAUAUACAAAAAAUCAUUGGUGGAGUGGAAAACAAACAGAACCCUUCUUCUAAUGAACUGGAUAUAGACAAUGAAUUAUCUCAGUUUUACAAAGAAAUUCAGGAGCUUGAGAGUGAAAAAGAAGAUUUGGAAGGCAAUUGUCAGGAAUUUAAAUCCCCUCAUGAGCAAUUUAGCUUAUAUUAUCAAGGCCAUUAUGAUGACAGUUUAAAAUAUGAUGAAGAAAAGAAAGAUACUUGGUUUAGUGCUAUAUAUUCACCCCCUGGUGAUGAGCAAUAUUUUAGUAAUGAGCCAGUUGGUUGGAACACUGCAUAUGCAGUUAAUGGACAAAUGGAACCUACAUUUUUUAACAACCCAGUUCCUUCCUUUAGGCCUGAAUGGCAACCAGUGGAAUCCUCUUUAGUUCCUCAUGGCCAUUUUCCUUCUGGCUUCAAUUAUCAUUUAAAUUUUCAAAGAUUUAAUCCAUCUCCAUCUCCACCACCAAAUGUUUUCCAUGCUCAAGAUGUUAAAUUAUGUGAAAUGUACAAUGGAUGUAAUGUAAACAGUGGCAACACAAAUUGGAAUUGUCCGACAUUUGAUCAGACUAACAGAUAUUCUGAUUGUGAUGGGAGGAACGGUAUCAUACAGGCCCCUCGAAAUGGCCACAGUGAACAAGAUGGACGAGAAAGUAAUGGUUUCUGUGAAACAAGAGAAGAAUCUUGGGAAGACCCUUCUCUAUUCCAGAUUGAGAAAACAGACAGGCUUAUAAACCAGCAGUUCCAAGAGGAAAAGCUAAAGAGGCUACUUAUCCUUUUAAGAGGCCUGCCCGGUUCAGGGAAAACAACAUUGUCUCGUGUUCUGCUUGGUCAGAAUCGUGGUGGCAUUGUCUUCAGCACUGAUGAUUAUUUUCGACAUCGAAAUGGGUAUACAUAUAACGUUAGACAGCUUGGUGACGCCCAUGACUGGAACCAGAGCAGAGCAAAGAAAGCUAUUGAUCAGGGAAGAUCUCCAGUUAUAAUAGAUAACACUAAUACCCAAGCUUGGGAAAUGAAACCUUAUGUGGAAAUGGCUAUAGGCAAAGGAUACCGAGUGGAAUUCCACGAACCUGAAACAUGGUGGAAAUUUGAUCCUGAUGAAUUAGAAAAGAGGAAUAAACAUGGGGUGUCUCGUGAAAAGAUUGCACAGAUGUUGGAUCAUUAUGAAUAUAAAAUGUCCAUCUCUAUUGUAAUGAAUUCAGUGGAGCCUCCACAUAGAAGGUCUGAGAGACUUCGAAGACAGAGAGAAGAAAAUUUGAAGAAAACUGGACAGAAACCUAGCAGAGCGAGUCAGAGGAGAAACAGGAGAAGAAAUAGGAAACUGAAGAAUAGUAAUGGUAACUGUAUGGAGAAAGGUUCAUAUGGAACCCUAAAUCAUCCUGUGCCAGAGGAUGAGGGCACAUCUGAAAGUGAAGGACAUUACUCAGAAGAAGAGAAUGAUGGAAAUUUAGUGUCCAUGUCCAUUGGAGAUCUGGGAUGUACAUCAGAUUCUAUAAAUGAACACAGUGAGGAAAGUAAUAAAAGCCUAAAACCAGAACUUGGAAAAGAAAGUGUUUCUAAUGCUCAAUCUGUCAUGUCUGUAACUCUGGAAAGUACACCAAGGUCUGACUCGACUGCAGAAAGUGACAACUUGUAUCCGUUAAGCUUGACAUCCAUUCCCCAUGAAAAUGCAGUUGGAUACGUGUUUAAUCAUCAGACAAUGGUUCAAAACUUUGUAGGAAGACAGAAUAAUUCCUGUGUACCAAGUGUUGAAUGCUCUGAAAUGAAGGCUGUGGUGUUUGGCAUUAAGGAUAGAGUUGUAUCUGCGAAGGCCACAGGUGUUCUCACAGAGGAGGAGAACAUGUCAGCUGAAAGCCCCACUGAUGAAGAAAUGCUGCUUACUAAAGGAAAAUUUGACUCUUCAUGUGAAAAUUUAAAAUAUGGGCACAGAGCAAAUAGGAAUCAAACAAAUUGUUGGGCUUUUUUCUCAGCCACAUUGUCUGAUGAAAAACUGGAGUGGGAUUUGGUCACACAGCCCUCUUUUGCUGGUUGGCCUGAGGGGCCUCAUAACUUUAUAAAUCCACAGAGACAAAAGAAAGUUAGGUGUUCCAGACAGACUUGUCCUGCUGGCCCUGGGGAGCUAAUGAGAUUUGUCCACAGAUAUGAAAACACAGAACCAGAAAACCAUGUGCAAGGACUGAUGGAGGAGAAUGCUGAUGCAUUAAGAAAUGAGGAGCUGACGUCUUCUCCAAAUAAACCUAAAGACCUAAUUCCAUUCAUAGAGUCAGAAACUAAUGUCCUUAGAAGCAACUUGCCUGAAAUAUAUGUCCAAAGGAAAACAUCAGCAGCAGUAAUUACUAAGAAGGGAAGACCCAAAAGGAUUUUUAAUUUGGCUCCAAACUUUCACCUGCCAAGACAAGCUGUGGUUAGUGUAGAGGAGAACAGAGAUGCUCAGUUAACAGAUAGUCACACAUUUAAAAACGUUUUGGUUGUAGAACAUGACAGAAUUUCAGAAGUGAAUCAUGAAGAGAAGAAUAAGCCAGAAGGGAUGGCUCUCCAAAAUAAUCCAUCACGAUUUAACCAGGAUUAUCCCAUAGAUCUUGCAUCCAACCCUAGAGGAGAAUUUCAGUCUCAUGAUGUAUCAUUCAGUCAGCUGAGACAGACUUUGUGUCUUCCCCAAAGGGCUGUUUUGAAGUUUUUGUUUACAAAUGAGAAAAGAAUUCUGAUGUUUAAAUCGCAGACAGUGGGAAAUAGGCCGAAUGAAAUGGAACUGAUUUCUUUGGAAAUCGCAAAUCAAAAGCCUGAUAUUGUAUUAUCUGCUAAAGUUUCUUCUGAGCAUCCUGGUGUUGACUUUGAUAUUUUUUCUGGAAGUUUUGGUGUCAGUGUCCACAAAAGAAAUGCAUCCAAGUCGUCACAAUGCGUACAAGCUGAAGACGGUGGAGACUCACGAAGUGUUGUGCCUAGCUCCUUUGGUCUGCCCUUAUCCCAGAGAUUUGCUUUCCAACUUGUAAAUCUAUUUGGAUCUCCUGGAGUUCCAAUAGAGUCUUUGUUGCUUGAUGACUAUGUAGUUACCCUCGACUGGAAAACAUUAAAGAUGAUCUAUUUACAGUGGAAGACAUCAGUAGAGGAACGACAGAAGAAGAUUAGAAAGGAAAAUGAAAAUUCCUUGAUUGUUAAUGCGACUAGCCUUCAUGAUACAGAGAAACCUGAUCAUCAAGAGAGUCAAGGAUAUUGUAAAACACUUUCAGAAACAAACUUUUCCGAAGUCAACAUAAAGGAUAAUUUCCAGGCCAAUACAAGUCCCAUUUUGGAAACUACAUCCAGUCAUUCUUGAAGAAUUAUUUGAAUAAAAUGCUGCAUCAAAGAGAAAGCUUCAAAAGACACUUCUUCAGAGCUGAGACUAUGUCUGGAUUUUCUGUUCCUCAUUUUCAUUUUGGCUAAAGUUAAUCUAACUGAAGACUGUAUUUCUUCAUUAGCAAUGCUUAAUAGAUGGCUUUGCUUAUUUCCUUCCAUUUAAGAAAGAAAAAAGAAAAAAAAGCCACAAGGCUGUUUCUGGCUUAAAUAGGAAACAGGUCAUUUGAAAAAGUACCUGGAAUUUCUUCUAGACUGCAAGCUUAAUAAUAAUCAGCAGUUCAAUAUGACAAUCCAAAAAAGCAAAUUGAUCUUAGAUUGCAUUAACAUUGGUGGGCUCCUUGGCCAAACGUAUCUGAAACGCAGUAUUCAGUUCUGGGUAACACAUUUCAUGAAGGGCAUUGAAAAGAAGCUGGUGACUGGGAUGGUUAAAGGCCUCAAGAUUAUGCUACCUUUAUAUUUCAUCUCUCUGGAUUCUGACCCUUCUUCCAGCUGACAGAGUUAUUUUGUGAGGCAGUGUGAUUCAUCUGACAUAUCAGCCAUCUUUCUUCCAAUUCAUGUUAGUGGCGGAUUUUAUAAGUAUGUAGUCUUUGUCCUCAUAUUAGUCACCCAUAAAAAUGUUUAAUAGAAAUAGGGCUGAGGACUGAGCCUUGACAGUGAUCAUUCUUUUGGUCCUCUCAUUAAAGCAGUUAUGAAUCCACCUAAUUACAUUAUAAUCCUGAGCACAUUUCUCCAUCUUGUCAACAAAGACAUGUGGGCCUUUAUCUAAUGCCUCACUACAAUUGAGUUAAUCUAUGUAUAUGCUAUUUCUUUGCUCUUUCAUCCUGGUAACUCAGUCUUGGGAGGUGAUAGGUGGCCUGUUCAGACUGUGUUUAGAGCAUUCAGUUCAGGGUGCUAUAUUUUAGGAAGAAUGUUCACAAGUUGGAGAUAGUGUGGCAUAGUGUAUAAAUACCUGAUCUCAAAACCAAGAAGACCUGGGUUCAAGUCCCACUUCUGACACAUACUGGUUUUGUGACACUGGACAAAUUUCUUAAUCUCUCAGUAAUCUGGACAACUCUCUAAGAUUACAAAUUGUAGAGACGGUACUGACCUGCAACUGGUAGAAUGAAUUUCCUCUAUACCAGUACUCCCUAUACUGAGAAUUCCCUAUACCAAUGAAAUUAUAGGCCCAGUCCCCAUACCCUCUCUUAUUGACAAGUUAAACCAUGUCCAUUGGGAAAGGGGUGGUGAUGACCAGAAUAUAAAUAGGAAAGAGAAAAUUUGGAGUGGGUCUAUGGACAUGAAAACUGUCUUCAAAUAAUUUGUUCCAUUUGGCCCCAGUGGGCAGAAGUAGAAUAAUGGAUGCAAAACACAGGGAAGUGGAUGAAGGAGAGAUUUCCCCUCCCCACAGGGCAUUAAACAAACUCCUUUUUGCAAAUGUUGUGGAGAGAAUUCAUAUUCAGACACAGUCUGAACUAGAUGGCUCUAAUAUCCCUUCUAACUCUGAGAUUCUGUGACGUUGAAUGAAUCUGGCUUUUUUUUUCUUAGUAAACCUAUUCUUCAUGCUUAGUGAUUACCAUGUCUCUUUACAAAUGUUCACAAACCAUCUAUUUAAUCAUCUGUUCAGAAAUUUUGUUGGGGUUCAUAGGUGUGUAAUUUGAGGAAUCUAUUCCCAUAUGUUCUUGAAAACCAGGACCAUAUUUGCCUUUUUCUGGUCCCAGAGUACCUCACUUGUCUCCAUAGUUUCUCAAAGAUCACUGACAACAGUUCAGUAGUGGUAUCUAUGAGUUUUUUGGGGCCUCAGUUUCUUUAUCUUUAAAAAGAUUGGGUAGGAUUAAAUGAUUCCCUAAGGUCUUUCAGCCUAAAUUCUGUGCUUCAGGCAUGGGUUCUAGACCUUACUCUGCCAUUUUCUAGUCACCUGAGUUUAGAUAGGCCACCUCUCUGGCUCUCAGUUUUCUCAUAUGUAUAUUUCUCUAUAACAGAGGGAUAACUAUAUAUAUGUGCUCUGCCUGUCUCAUAAGACUGUGAAGAUCAAAUGAGAUCAUGAAUGAGAAAGUACUUUUACUAUUAUUACUAUUAACACCUCAAAGUGUUAUAC